ACAAUCUACAUUCGUAACGCCAAACUUGACAUAUGCAAUUUGCAAUGUUAUUCUUUUGCAAAUAAGUAAUGUCAAAAUAUUUUGUCAAUUAGAAAUUACAUACAAAAAAUCAUAAUUUUACGCAUUAAUUUCUUCUAUAAUCAAGUCACGCUGUACUGUUGUCACUUUACAAUAAAUAUAAACAUGGAUGAAUCUAUAGAAGAUAGUCCUACUUUAAAUGAUAGUAACACAAUCAAUGAAGAUAUUGGCAACAAACAUACUGACGAUGGAGAUGGCAAUGUCAAAGAAUUGGAUCAUUUAAAUGACCAUGAUUAUUUCACCGCAGCCCUCAUAAAACCAUCCAAAGCGACAAUAAAGAAACAAUGCAAACGCUUACUAAAGAUAACCCAAAUUAAAGCAGUAUACAACUGCAAAUGCUGCGGUUACCGUACUAUGAACAAGGAAAGAUUGACAAAACACCACUGCGGUCUAAUCAAAACUGAACCAUGCACAAAAUGUGAUUCGAAUAAGGUGCCAAAAGGGUACAAAAAGUGCCCAAAUUGCACCUAUAUUAGCAGAAGUACGGUUAGUUUGAAAAAUCACAUGCGUAUACAUGAAAAGGGUAACCCUUAUAAAUGUACGGAGUGUGAUUUCUCCGGUAAAGACUGCAGGUCCUUGAUCCUGCAUUAUUGCAGAACGAGGAACUUGCAGUGCAGUUGUGGGUACCGCACUCAUGUGAAGAAGCAUUUUGAAGCUCAUCUGCGGUCCCAUACCGGUCUGAAACCGCAUUCUUGUGCUAUUUGCAGCUUUACCUGCGUUGAUAAAGCGGUCUUGGCUAAACAUAUUUCGAAGAAACAUAAUAAUGUUUAGUAAUUAUUUGAUUAUAAAAUUAAGUUAUUGGAAAUUUUAGGCCUUAUAGCCAUCAGACCAUCACAGAUGAGGCCCAGUAGGGUUGAUGCCUGAUUUGAAGAUGCGGACUACCUAGCGGGUUUACAGGGGCUCCGGCUUGAAAAGCAGGAGAAGGAACGGGGUGGUCACAUUGGUACUUGCCGUUGGUAGGUUUAAAGCCCACACUUAUGCAUGAGAAGCGGGCGACUUAAACUUCCGGGUCACUACGACAAUACACAGAAUAACGCGAGCAACUCCUAGUUUUAAAUAUAUUUUACAAAAAGUCCCAUGUCUGCACAGGCCUUAGCCUAAGCAGAGGGGAAAAUCAUCCAAUAACUUCUCCCGCCUUGGGCGAGGCGAUAGGGAGUGACAGACUCUUACUGACUAAACACCACCCCGUUCCUACUCCUGCUUUUCGAGCCGGAGCCCCGGUAAACCCGCUAGGUAGUCCGCAGCUACGGAAAGUCCUUAGUCUAAGCUGUAGCUUCUAGUAUUAUAAAAAUGUAUUUGUUUUGAGUUCCUAUAGUAGUAUAUUUAUAACUGUAAAAAAAAAUGAAAAUUAAUUUCUUUUAUUGUAACUAGACAAGUUAUUUAGUAUACAGGGUAAAUAAACAAAGCUAGAUUCAGUACAGAGACAGUAGCUAUAGUUAUACUAAAUUGUACGCUUUGUAACGAAGCCAUAUCUUUUGUAACUCAGUCGGCGCUAGACAACCAAUGGUUGCUGUCUCUGUACUGAAUCUAUCUUUGUUUUCUUACCUGUAUACUGAAUAACUUGGCUUGUAAAAGUACUAUGUACUAAGUAGAUACUUGUAAAAGUAUUAGAAAAAUCUUUUUCUAAACAAAUUGGGUGAAUUUAGUAAAAAAAAUGCAACGUCACGCCUUUUAUCCCCGAAGGGGUAGGUAGAGGUGCACAUUAUGACACGUAAUUUGGUAUGACUGGCAAAAUCAUGUAAAAAUUCUUAUUGUAAUUUAACUGUAGAUAUAUUUAUUGUUAAUGUGUAAAAAAACAAUAUGAAAUAAAUGUUUUUAUUAUAAAUUAUUUUGUUUUAUUGGUUUAUUCUUAAGUUCAUUUCGACCGUAACAAUUAAUAGUCGUCUGUGAGCCAAGUCAAAGUGUUCAAGAUCAUACUUAUUGUUAAGGUCAAAAAAUAUUAUUGUUGAAAAAGUUGUCUCAUAGCUCGAUAGAUGGCGUUGCCGCAAUUAAAAGCGAGCUAUGGUUUCGUUACCGGCAAGACUAUAAGGUAAAAUUGAUUUGUAAGACCAAAAUAUAUACCAGCUUAGAACAGUA
Messenger RNA from Spodoptera frugiperda (fall armyworm), 2154 nucleotides. Its product is annotated as RE1-silencing transcription factor B. Gene Ontology annotation, molecular function: RNA polymerase II transcription regulatory region sequence-specific DNA binding; DNA-binding transcription factor activity, RNA polymerase II-specific. Gene Ontology annotation, biological process: regulation of transcription by RNA polymerase II. The transcript is spliced from 3 exons. Lineage: Eukaryota; Metazoa; Arthropoda; Insecta; Lepidoptera; Noctuidae. Gene Ontology annotation, cellular component: nucleus. Bases 184 to 849 code for a protein of 221 amino acids. The record is from RefSeq and is a predicted model, not a curated record.